AUGCCCCGGUCGCAGGCCUUUCAUGCGGGUCGAAUGCCCCUGCAAGACCAACAAGUGCCACUUGGAUCACCCCACAUCUCUGGACCUCUGGCCUUUUGCAAUCCAACACGGGCGCAUUUUCCACUGUCCACGCAUCAACAUCUUGACCAAGAAACCAUCCCACGGCCUCACAUCGAAAGACUCUGGCGCUCCCGUGAUAACCGUAAAGGACGACAUGCACUCACCAUCCACCAGCGACCGCCAGGAGUCGAAGGCAAGAAUUACCCCCGCAAAACAAUCCACCCACUUGCCAUCCUCAAAGGGAUUCUUCGCAUGUUCACAACCUUUCCCUACUGGGACAUUUCCUUCUGGGUGGCUUUUGUCUUUACGAUCGGAUCGGUGAUCUGGGUCAUUAACGCCUUUUUCGUCUGGAUGCCGUUGGAAGACCCGUCCGGCGAAUUUGCGAAUGAAGUCCUUACCGGCGGAGGCGUCACGGCCUUUAUCGGCGCGACUGUCUUCGAAGUCGGCAGUAUUCUGCUGGCUCUGGAAGCAGUCAACGAGAACCAGACGGGCUGCUUUGGCUGGGCUGUCGAGACAGCCUCCAAGGAAGCCGCCGAUGAAGCCGAACAGGCCGUCGUGCGAAUCAAGUCCGACAUGGACUCGUGUCUGCAUCAUCAUGCUAACCGCCGCUCGUUCCUGACUCCAUCCGAGGCCAGACAGGCCUCGCACAGACGCACAUCGACUGAUGGAAAGCGAUCGUUUGAAUGGCUUCCCACCCUAACCGAACUCCGCACCCAUUAUCUCCACGAGAUCGGAUUCUGGGCUUCGUUCGUGCAGCUCAUCGGAGCUACCAUCUUCUGGAUAGCCGGGUUCACCGGCCUUCCUGGAAUCAUGAACCACAUGAGCCAAGCAGUCACCAACGGCGUCUUCUGGGUCCCGCAGAUCGUCGGCGGUUCGUGCUUUAUACUCAGCGGGCUGUUUUUCGCCCUGGAGACGCAGUCGAAGUGGUAUAUCCCCGCUAUACAUAUCCUCGGCUGGCAUGUCGGGUUCUGGAAUUUCAUCGGAGGGAUUGGAUUCACUCUGUGUGGUGUGCUGGGGCCAGCAACGGCCAACUCGGGGGUCGAGUAUCAGAGCACGCUGGCGACGUUUUGGGGGUCCUGGGCGUUCCUUUUGGGGUCUGUGAUCCAGUGGUAUGAGAGUUUGGAUAAGCAUCCCGUGGAGGAGAAGCAGUAA
Messenger RNA from Aspergillus viridinutans, 1212 nucleotides. RefSeq lists its product as uncharacterized. The coding region runs from base 1 to 1212 and encodes 403 amino acids. The transcript has a single exon. NCBI's taxonomy places the organism in Eukaryota, Fungi, Ascomycota, Eurotiomycetes, Eurotiales, Aspergillaceae. The record is from RefSeq and is a predicted model, not a curated record.